Messenger RNA from Ficedula albicollis (Collared flycatcher), 4034 nucleotides. RefSeq names its product formin binding protein 1 (gene FNBP1). Gene Ontology annotation, biological process: endocytosis; signal transduction. Lineage: Eukaryota; Metazoa; Chordata; Aves; Passeriformes; Muscicapidae. The record is from RefSeq and is a predicted model, not a curated record. Gene Ontology annotation, molecular function: protein binding.
AUGCCAUUGGUUUGUGAUGAAGUUGGCUUUCAGGCUGCAGCUCUGGAUACUGUCAGCAAAAACCAAAUCUUUAUCCCAUUCCUGUUCCCCCAGGAUGAGCAGGAGGAGGAGGAGGACCAGUUUGACAACUUAGAAAAACACACGCAGUGGGGUAUUGAUGUUCUGGAAAAGUACAUCAAGUUUGUAAAAGAGAGGACAGAGAUUGAACUCAGCUAUGCAAAGCAGCUUAGGAAUCUUUCAAAGAAAUACCAACCCAAGAAGAACUCCAAAGAGGAGGAGGAAUACAGGUACACAUCAACUAGAGCCUUCCUAGCCACUUUAAAUGAAAUGAAUGACUAUGCUGGACAGCACGAGGUCAUUUCAGAGAACAUGACCUCUCUGAUCACGGCAGAGUUAACACGCUACGUGCAGGAGCUGAAACAGGAGAGGAAAUCGCACUUCCAUGAUGGCAGAAAGGCACAACAACACAUUGAAACUUGCUGGAAACAACUUGAAGCAAGUAAAAGGCGGUUUGAACGUGAUUGCAAAGAAGCUGAUCGAGCACAGCAGUAUUUUGAGAAAAUGGAUGCUGACAUCAACGUGACAAAAGCAGAUGUUGAAAAGGCAAGGCAGCAAGCACAGCUGAGACAUCAGAUGGCAGAAGACAGCAAAGCUGAAUAUUCUUCCACCCUACAGAAGUUCAACAGUGAGCAGCAUGAACAUUACUACACACACAUACCAAACAUCUUCCAGAAAAUACAGGAGAUGGAGGAAAGAAGAAUCGUGAGGAUAGGUGAAUCCAUGAAAACCUUUGCAGAAGUCGACCGCCAAGUGAUCCCCAUCAUUGGGAAGUGCCUGGAUGAGAUAACAAAGGCUGCAGAGUCAGUGGAUCACAAGAAUGAUUCCCAGAUGGUAAUAGAAGCCUUUAAAUCAGGGUUUGAGCCUCCAGGAGACGUGGACUUUGAGGAUUUCACGCAGCCCAUGAAGAGGACAGUGUCUGAAUCCAGCCUUUCCAACUCCAGAGGGGAUGGGAAGUCAGAGCCCAAGUUUGGUAGCAAAUCCAAGGGCAAGUUAUGGCCAUUCAUCAAGAAAAAUAAGCUUAUGUCCCUUUUAACAUCCCCCCAUCAGCCCCCUCCUCCUCCCCCUGCCUCUGCCUCACCCUCUGCUGUUCCCAACGGCCCCCAGUCUCCCAAGCAGCAAAAGGAACCCCUCUCCCAUCGCUUCAACGAGUUCAUGACCUCCAAACCCAAAAUCCACUGCUUCAGGAGCCUAAAGCGUGGGCAGACACAGUCUUUGUAUAUUCACAAAGAACUCAUGAAGAGGACUUUAGGGACACCCACGUGUGCCAUUGAGGCUAGGGAAUAUGUUCUUUCUCUCAAGCUGGGAGCAGGCCCAGAAGACUUCAGCAAUCUCCCACCUGAGCAAAGAAGGAAGAAACUUCAGCAAAAGGUCGAUGAACUAAACAGGGACAUUCAGAAAGAGAUGGAUUCAAGAGAUGCCUUAACAAAGAUGAAAGAUGUGUACAUCAAGAACCCCCAGAUGGGAGAUGCAGCGAGCGUGGACCACAGAUUGGCAGAGCUUGGGCAGAACAUUGAAAAGCUGCGGUUAGAAGUUCAGAAAUUCGAGGGCUGGCUGGCAGAGGUGGAGGGGCGGCUGCCGGCGCGGGGUGGGGGGCGGCUGCCGGCGCGGACGGAGCAGCCGCGGCGCCAGAGCGGGGUGUACGAGGCACAGAACCCGUCAGGAGUCAACAGCUGUGCCCAGGACAGAGAGAGCAGCCCCGAUGGCAGUUACACAGAAGAGCAAAGCCAGGAGACUGAGAUGAAAAUACCUGCAACAGACUUUGAUGAUGAGUUUGAUGAUGAAGAACCACUACCCACCAUAGGAACAUGUAAAGCUCUCUAUACAUUUGAAGGCCAGAAUGAAGGAACAAUCUCUGUGGCAGAAGGAGAGCUGCUGUACGUAAUAGAAGAGGACAAGGGUGACGGGUGGACGCGAAUCCGAAGGAACGAAGAUGAGGAGGGCUAUGUCCCCACGUCCUAUGUUGAAGUCUAUUUGGACAAAAAUGCCAAAGAUGUGCACAAACCACUUCAGAAAAUCUCUGAGUAGGUUUGCAUAGGCCUGUCCACCCUUUAUUCUCCUGGUUUGCUGCUACGGUUGUUUUAAGAGCUCUAUUUGAGAAGGUUUUCUUUAGAAGAGAUGAAUGUCCCAUCUCCAUCACUGAAAGACUUUGUUAGGUACCAGGUCGGCUCUGAAAUGGCUCUGCCCAUGAAGGUGCUCCCUGCCUGUGUCCUUGCAGUGCAAGCAGCACUGCUGGCCUGAAUAGCAGUGAGAGCUGCAGGCUCUGCUCCCGCUGGGAUCCCUGCAGGAAGCUCCUCUGUGCACACCUGGGUGUAGCAUCUUGCAGGGCUUUUCUCUCCCUGUGGGCUGUCUGGUGCUGAGAACUCUCACACACAGCAACUAGUUGGGCCUUUCAGCUCGAGACUGACCAGCCUGUGUUACUGACUCUGGUACCUCAUCAUCUGCUUGGGAACAAAACUUUCACUGAGGGAUGUUGUGAAAUCGUGUGACACAAAAAACCUGCGUGGAGUAACCAGCUCUGUACAAACCCUGCAUUGCACCCAACAGAAAUCCCACCUUCCCUUCCAGCAGAAAGCCUGGAUGCUUGUUUGGGUGACAUGCAGGAAUAGAGGCUGGUUUGGGAGGUUAAACUUCUGGAUUAAAACUAUUUUGGAGCCUGGGCUGAUGAGCAUUUUGGCUCCUUUGCCGCUGUGGGUCUGUUCCCCCUCACCUCUGAUGAUAUCAGUAAUUCCUUCUGGGCAGCUCUGGCACUCCCAGUGCUGCAGCUCUGCUCUUUGCUGUAACCAUCAUGCAGAGCCUUGGCUUAUAUAAAUAAAUAGGUAAAAGUUAACCAUGCUGAUGCACUUUUUAUCUAGGAUAUAUCUGAUUAUUUAAUGCUUGCCAAAUUAUUUAGGAAUUGGUAAUUAUAAACUGGACUGUGGCUUUUUAAAAUCCUUUUGUUAAAUACAUGCCCUUAGUUCUCCCAGUAUAUAAAAAAAAAUUGUAUAUAACAUAACUUAAAGACUAAAGUUACUUGAAUUGUUUUUAUCCUUUUAUAUGUGUAUCAAUAUAAAUGGUUUUAUAGGCUGUUCUUCUGCUUAACCCAGCUGUUUUGGUAACUACUCAGUCCCUCUGAUGUUGAGAAGUGUUUUUGGUUACUCAGCUGCCUGCACCUGGACUUGCAUAGGAACUGCUGUUGUGUGUUAAGGUUUGUUCAAUCUGGCCAGUGUGGUUGUCUUGUUUCUAUUCUUAUUUUUUAAAGAAUCAUCAUCUGUCAGGAAUCUCUUUAUAGCUUGAUGUACCAUGGUGUCUUCUUCUAAUAAACAUUAUAUUUUCUCAUUCCUGUGAGGUUUUGGUUUUUGAGUUUUUUUUAAUGACAGUAACUAGUAGAUGGCAAUAAUUAGUGGCAAAAAAAUGGUUCCUGAGGAGCAGCAAAUGGCCCAGAGCUGCUUCUCACUCUAAGCACAUAUGCAAUUCUUCUCAAGAAAAAUAUUUGAUUGUGGCUCUUUGAAAACUUCUUUGUGCUGUCAUUUGGAAGGAUUUGAUGGAAGUGGGUGCAAAGGAGGUGAGAAAGUUCCCCUGGUCUCUCAAAGGCAAAGGAAGUUUGGACUGAUGCUGUAUUCCCUUGGAUACAGCAGUUUGGGCCAAAUCACGUCCUGGAUUGUAGCUUCACUUGGCCAAAGGAAAAACUUGUCCUGAGCCCCCAGUCUGUGGGAACAGGGAUGGCCAGAGGAGGGGUUUGGAGCCUUGGGCUGGUUCACUGACCUGCACAUUCCUGGCUUCCCUUGAAAAGGAAAAGCCUCUGCAGCCUGUGGUGGAAAGGAAAGCCCUGGAUUCCUCUGCAAAUUCUUUGAUUUAAUUUCCUGUUGUUGUUCAGUGUCACUGAUGGUCUCUGGAGCUGUCACUGGAACAGAUGCUGCUUUGCAGACAGAAAAUGAAAAAGCUGUUUGUUUUCUCAGUGGCAGAAGCAGGUGCUGGCAGGGUCCUGCUCCUGUGCU